CUGGGAGGCCGAACCCUCGGCUGGGAAGGGUGGCGCCAUUCCCGGCCUCUUUCCGUUGCUGCGGCUGCAACGGGGAAGCGGGCCUGGGGCUAGGCUGAAGAGCAAUUGCGGCUCUUCUGCGCAUGCUCUGACCCCUCCGGCACUCCCUGCCAGGUGGCGCUGUCUCUCUACGUCGCGCAGUGACGUCAUACGCCAGCGAGGCUCCGUUGUGAGCCAUGGCGGCAGCGGCGGCUAGUGAGGGUGGUGUGGCCUUUCUCCAUCCGCCGGCAUCCGCUGCCAUCCGCCACCGGAGCCGCCACUAUGGACCGGGGAUGAAGCGGAGGAAGCUCGGGGCAGCGCCGGGCUGAGCGCUUCUUCCUUACGGAGUUCAGUCGCCGCUGCCGUGAGGUUCCAUGCUCCCGCUGGGAUGAUGCACAGGAUGGACAAGGAAGACACCAGGAGUGAGGAGAUGGGUUCAACGGCCUUGCGUUGUAAUUAACAGAACUGUGGAAAAUCUGAGAGAUUUUUGGGAAAGCCACCAGGAAAACUGGCUGACAGCCUCGUUGAAUGCCAGCAUGGGGAUCCCCUUUCUGCUGAACUUCACCCUGGGCACAUCAUUCCUAGAGCUCCCCAGUUAUCCUGGGGGUUUAACUGGGAACAUUGGGAUGAGAACACAGCGAUGUCAAACAGCAUCAGCUUAAUAAAUAAUGGGGUUUUCCUGCCUGUGGUGACGUGACCAGUGACCAUCCCCCCGGUAUCCCCCAAAACCGUGUCCCGAGGGAUGGGCGUGGUGGGGAGUUGCCAACCCCCAAAUUUGGGUGUCUGCAAGGAUGUCACCCUGGGUGACGAUGGGUCCUCACGGCGCCUGCGCGGCAGUUGGCAGUGCAGGAAGCCGGCGCGGCUUUGGGGAGAGGGGGAGAAGGGAAGUGGGUGCUGCGGCAUGGCGGAGCUGGAGGGUCCUGAAUAUGGGAAAGCUGAUUUUGUCCUCCUGGAUGAGGUGACCAUGGAGCAGUUCCUGGAGAACCUGCGCCUGCGGUUCUCACAGGGCCGCAUCUACACCUACAUUGGGGAGGUGGUGGUGGCAGUGAACCCAUACCAGACACUGGCACUUUACGGGCCACCAAUGGUGGAGCGCUACCGUGGCCGCGAGCUCUAUGAGCGCCCACCCCAUCUCUUUGCCCUGGCCGAUGCUGCUUACAAGGCCAUGAAGCGCCGUGCUAAGGACACCUGCAUCGUUAUAUCAGGUGAGAGCGGGGCAGGCAAGACAGAGGCCAGCAAGUACAUCAUGCAGUACAUAGCAGCCAUCACCAACCCCACCCAGCGUGCUGAGGUGGAGAGGGUGAAGAAUGUGCUGCUCAAGUCCAACUGCGUCCUGGAGGCUUUUGGCAAUGCCAAGACCAACCGCAACGACAACUCCAGCCGCUUCGGCAAGUACAUGGACAUCAACUUUGACUUCAAGGGUGACCCCACGGGCGGCCAUGUCCACAACUACCUGCUGGAGAAGUCUCGAGUCCUCCAGCAGCAGCCAGGAGAGAGGAACUUCCACGCCUUCUACCAGCUGCUGCUGGGUGCCCCAGCAGCACUCCUGUCCUCGCUGCACCUCUGCCGGGACCCCAGCACCUACUGCUACACCAGGGAGGGUGCCCAGGGUGACGCCUGCACAGAUGACGCAUCCAGCUACCGGGCGGUGGAGGAGGCGAUGGCAGUGAUCGGCUUCUCCCCGGAGGAGAUGGGCUCCGUGCGCCGGAUCCUGGCUGCCAUCCUGCACCUGGGCAACCUCAGGUUCACACAGGAGGAGGAGAUGACAUUGGUGGAGGACACAUCAGGGGUCUCGGUGCUGGCCGAGCUGACAGCCACGGCCCCUGACAGCCUGCGCCAGGCACUCCUGACCCGCACUGUGGCGGCCGGAGCCGGGGAGCUCAUUGAGAAGGGCCACAGCCCCAAGGAGGCCGCAUACGCCCGCGAUGCUUGUGCCAAGGCCAUCUAUGAGCGGCUCUUCUGCUGGAUCGUGGGGCGCAUCAAUGCUGGCAUCGCUGCCCGUGGGUACGAUGCACGUGUGCAUGGUAAGAGCACGGUCAUCGGCGUGCUCGACAUCUACGGCUUUGAGAUCUUCGACACCAACAGCUUCGAGCAGUUCUGCAUCAACUACUGCAAUGAGAAGCUGCAGCAGCUCUUCAUUGAGCUGAUCCUGCGGCAGGAGCAGGCCGAGUACCAGCGGGAGGGCAUCACCUGGCAGAGCAUCGAGUACUUCAGCAACGAGCCCAUUGUGGAGCUUGUGGAACAACCCCACCGUGGCAUCCUGGCGCUGCUGGAUGAGGCCUGCCUGGCUGCAGGGACCAUCACUGACUCCCUCUUCCUCGCCUCCAUGGACACCCGCCUGGGCCACCAUCCCCACUACACCAGCCGCAAGCUCUGCCCCACAGACAAGACCAUGGAGUUCAACCGGGACUUCCGCAUCAAGCACUACGCAGGAGAUGUCACGUACUCGGUGGAAGGGUUCCUGGACAAGAACAAGGAUACGCUCUUCCAGGACUUCAAGCGGCUCUUCUACAACAGUGCGGACCCUGUGCUGCGCGCCAUGUGGCCUGACGGCGAGCAGAGCAUCACUGAGGUCACCAAGCGCCCGCUGACCACCGGCACCCUCUUCAAGAACUCCAUCGUGGCCCUGGUGGAGAACCUCGCCUCCAAGGAGCCUUACUACGUGCGCUGCAUCAAGCCCAAUGACCAGAAGUCUCCGACACUGUUUGACGUGGAGCGCUGCCGGCACCAGGUCUCCUACCUGGGGCUGCUGGAGAACGUCCGCGUGCGCCGUGCCGGCUUUGCCUACCGCCAGCCCUACCACCGCUUCCUCCUGCGGUACAAAAUGACCUGUGAGUACACGUGGCCCAACCACCUGAUGGCCAGUGACCAGGAGGCUACGCAAGCCCUCCUGGAGCAGCACGGCUUCCAGGAUGACGUGGCUUACGGCCACACCAAGGUCUUCAUCCGCACACCCCGUACCCUUGUCCGCCUCGAGCAGGAGCGGGCACAGCUCAUCCCCAUCAUUGUCCUGCUGCUGCAGAAGGCCUGGCGUGGAGCCCUGGCACGCCGGCGCUGCCGGUACCUGCGGGCAGCCUACACCAUCAUGGCCUGCUACAAACGGCACAAGGUGAGGGCAUAUCUGCGUGAGCUGCUGCGGCGCUUCCAGGCUGUCCGCACCCUUCCUGAUUUCGGGAAGAGUGUGGUUUGGCCGGAGCCACCAGCAGUGCUGGUGCACUUCCAGGAUGCCAGCCAGCGCCUCUUCCGCAGAUGGCGAGCACGGCAGAUCAUCAAGAACAUCCCCCCGUCGGAGAUGGGGCAGAUCCGGGCCAAGGUGGCCGCCAUGGUGGCACUGGGGGGGCUGCGGGAGGCCUGGGGUUGCCAGCGCAGCUGGGCACGGGAUUACCUCUCCUCGCCUAGCGAGAACCCGGCGUUGGCACUGCUCUUUGCCCGCCGCCUCCAGAACCUCAAGGACAAGGUGCAUUUUGGCUCUGUUCUCUUCUCCUGCCAUGUCCGCAAGAUAAACCGCUUUGGGAAGAGCCAGGAUCGGGCCAUCUUGGUGACAGACCAGCAUGUCUACAAGCUGGACCCCCGAAAGUCUUAUGGGAUGAUGCGGGCGAUACCCCUCAGCACCGUGACAGGCCUGAGCGUGACGAGCUGCCGGGCGCAGCUGGUGGUGUUCCACACCCAGAGCCAGGAGGACCUGGCCGUGUGCCUGCACAAGAUGCAGCCGGCGGGGGACAACCGGGUGGGCGAGCUGGUGGGGGUCCUGCUGGAGCACUGCCGCACGACCAAGAGGGAGCUGCAGGUCCGGGUCUCCGACUGCAUCCAGCUGAGCUUCCGCGGGCGCCGGCGGCUGCUGACAGUGGAGACACGGCCGGAUGCAGCCACCCCGGAUUUCAGCAAGAGUCGCGAUGGCUUCGUGCUUUACUGGCCUGGGAAAUGA
Messenger RNA from Melopsittacus undulatus (budgerigar), 3943 nucleotides. It is a transcript of the gene MYO1G, whose product is annotated as myosin IG. The coding region runs from base 761 to 3943 and encodes 1060 amino acids. Gene Ontology annotation, molecular function: microfilament motor activity; ATP binding; actin filament binding. The record is from RefSeq and is a predicted model, not a curated record. The transcript is spliced from 25 exons. Gene Ontology annotation, biological process: actin filament organization; vesicle transport along actin filament. Gene Ontology annotation, cellular component: myosin complex; microvillus; plasma membrane. NCBI's taxonomy places the organism in Eukaryota, Metazoa, Chordata, Aves, Psittaciformes, Psittaculidae.